AUGCCGACCGUUACUCAAGCCCCCGAGUGGACUAUCGCCAAAGAAAAGAGACUCCCAAUUCCGCCUGUGCCACCUAAGCCGGUCACUCUGGAUUCCAUUAUGGAAGACCUGCUGCGCUGCGACAUCUACCGCUUUUUCGAGCUGGACCGCCAUCCUAACCCUCGAGGAACUUGGACCUUGGAAGAAAAUGAGAGAUAUUCGACUCCCGAAAACCUCACAUCAGCGAACGCCCUGGCCAAAUUGGACAAAGCCGCCCCUCUGGGCUACAACUCCCACCACGGACUGGCCGCUAGACGUAUAGUCAAGACGAUGCUAGUCUCUAGCCUCCUGGACGAACAAGAGACCAACAUGUCCAUGGGUAAAUCCUCGGCCUACGUGGGAAUUCAUCUGCGCCAAGCCUUCCACUGUGAAGGCACCAUUCUGGAUCUUCGACAAGAGUUUGAUGGCGCUCUGGAUUUUGCCAUUUGCAACGCCGAAGAGCUGGGCACCCAAAUCAACGCCCUCGUCUGGGUGAACCCAUAUCCAUUGAGCAUUAUGUGGCAGUGCAUCUCACUCAUGGGAGCUGUUCAUAAUGCUCGCGAGCAUGAAAACAAACGAAUCACCGCGGUUUACGGGAUUGCGACUGACGGAGAGGAAUUUUACUUCAUCGAAGUCGACGACAACGGCAUGGUACGCUACGUCUAUCCGAUCUUCGAGCAACAGCAAGCCAACGAUCCAUAG
Molecule: messenger RNA, 720 nt
Organism: Aspergillus clavatus NRRL 1
Lineage: Eukaryota; Fungi; Ascomycota; Eurotiomycetes; Eurotiales; Aspergillaceae
Exons: 3
Coding region: 1-720 (239 amino acids)
Source: RefSeq, a predicted model, not a curated record